AGACUGGGAACUCCAAUUUCCGGAGGAAGAGUAAGAUUGCUGGUUCCAGGGCGCUGUGCUUCCCAGGAGCCGUGGGAACUGUGUUCCAACAGGGAGCCUCAGAGAUGCUUGGAGGCUUCCCUGCAGCUGGGGCAGAGAGAGACUGUUGCUGCCUGCACCCAGAUCUGCGUGAGGUGGGUCUGCAGGGAAGCCACACUUCAGGGACUCCUCUGUGCACUCCAGGGUGGGGCAAAUUCUGACGGUGCACAUGCCACUCUAAAUGUGCCAUGGCCAUGUCAAACCCGCUGAAAGGUCUCCUGGACACAGUUCUCUGCUCCCUGUGCCAGGAGUCUUUCAAGCAUCCGGUGCUUCUCAAGUGCGGGCACAACUUCUGCCGAGCCUGCAUCACCCGGUACUGCGAGGACUCCCAGAGCAGCAGCACCUCCUCCUGUGCCUGCCCACAGUGCGGAAAAGGCUUCCGGAAAGGCGAAUUCCAGCCCAACUGGCAGCUGAAGCACGUAGCAGAUGUGGCAAAAACUAUCCCAGACCCAGGAGGGCAGCGAGCCUGCAACGCACAUAACAGGGGUUUGAAACUCUUCUGUGAAGUGGAUCAAACCCUCAUCUGCCUGGUCUGCCGAGAGUCCCAGGACCACAAAGAACACGCCGUGGUGCCUAUCGAGGAAGCAGCACAGAACUAUAAGUGCCAAAUUCAGCACCGCUUAGCGAAUUUGGAGAAAGAGAAAAAAAAGAUCCUGUCAUAUAAAUCAAGUGGGAAAACUACAAGCCAGGAACUACUGAAACAGCUACAAAUUGACAGGCAGAAAAUUGCAUCCGUAUUUCAGCGACUGUGUGAGUUUCUGGAGGAGCAAGAGCAACUCCUGCUGGACCAGCUGGAAGAGCUGAAGAAGGAAAUUGAAAAGAGGCGGGAUGAGUAUGUGGCCAAACUCUCUGAGGAACUGUCCUCGUUCAGUUCCCUAAUCAGUGAGAUGGAGCAGAAGUUCCAGCAGCCAGCGAGUGAAUUCCUGCAGGACAUCAGCGGCACCUUGUGCAGGUGCGAGAGGAAGCCGUUUCAGAACCCUGCGGCCUUUUCUUCUGAUCUGAAAUGGAGACUCUGUGAAUCUUCUCAAAAAGCUGCAUCCCUGGAAGUCCUAAUGAAGAAAUUCAAAGACACGCUGGCGUCUAGACUGCUCUUCCACAAAGCCAACGUGACUCUGGAUCCAGACACGGCCCAUCCCUUGCUCGUCCUGUCGGAGGAUCGGCGACGUGUGAGGUGUGAACACAGACAGCAGCGAGUGCCCGACACCCCGGAGAGAUUCGACACUGAGCGCUGUGUGCUGGGCCGGGAGGGCUUCACCUCAGGCUGCCAUUACUGGGAGGUGGAGGUGGAGUUAGGGGAGGGGGUGGCCAGGGAGUCUGUGAGCAGGAAGGGAGGGGUUGGCUUUAGCCCUGAGCAGGGGGUCUGGGCUGUGCAGGGCCAAGGGGAUCGGUGCUGGGCUCUGACUGCCCCUGGGCAGCUCAUCGACUUGCCCGUGAAUGGGGCACCCCGCAGGGUCCGGGUGUAUCUGGACUAUGAAGGGGGGCGUGUGGCACUUUACGAUGCUGGUAGCGGGGAAUCGAUCUUCACGUUCCCGCCGGCCCCUUUCGCCGGGGAGAGAAUCCGCCCCUUCUUCCUCUGUGUGGGAUGCGUUGUGCUGGGUGGGAUGAAGGCUUUCCCUUUGCACUCACCCUGGCAGCUCUUCCUGUGCCCUAUUGAUCUCAGGAAAACGAAGGAGAAGCUGGUCGUGUCCCAGCUGGUCGAGUAUUCAAUCGUGGAGCAGCUGAGAACAGAAACCGUCUCCCAGAAGAACUUCAAACCGAACAGACAGCUGAGGAAUAUUGUAGAAGCCUCCAGACCCCUGACAAUGCAGCCAAAAAAAGAGCCAGAAGUGGUUCCCAUGGAUGAAGCUGCCGAGGCUUACCAGGACCAAAUUCAGAGCUCUAUGAAGAUUUUGAAGGAGGAAAGAGACAAGAUUCAGUCGUUUAAACUGAGCGGGGAAAAGAAAAUCGAAGAACUGCUGAAACAGCUAGAAACUGAGAAGGAGAAAAUUGUGUCUGAGUUUGAGCAACCGACCAAGUUUCUGAAGGAACAAGAGCAACUCCUGGUGGCCCCGCUGGAAGAGCUGAAGAAGGAAAUUGAAAAGAGGUGGGAUGAGUAUGUGGCCAAACUCUCUGAGGAGCUGUCUUCGUUCAAUUCUCUGAUCAGUGAGAUGGAGCAGAAGUGCCAGCAGCCAGCGAUAGAAUUCCUGCAGGAACAAGAACGGCUCCUGCUGGCCCGGCUGGAAGAGCUGAACAAGGAAAUUGAAAAGAGGCGGGAUGAGUAUUUGGCCAAAGUAUCUGAAGAACUGUCCUCGUUCAGUUCCCUGAUCAGUGAGAUGGAGCAGAAGUGCCAGCAGCCAGCGAUAGAAUUCCUGCAGGGCAUCAAAGGUGCCUUGCACAGGUGCGAGAUGGAAAAGUUUCAGAGCCCUGCGGAGUUUUUUUCUGAACUGAAAUGGAAGAUCUGGGAAACUUCCCAAAGAAAUGCAUCCCUGGACGUCAUCAUGGAAGGCCUCAUGAAAACAUUCAGAGACACGCUGGCAUCUGGGCAGCAGCUGAACAAAGCCGACGUGACUCUGGAUCCAGACACGGCCCAUCCCGAACUCGUCCUGUCGGAGGAUCGGCGACAUGUGAAAUGGGGACCCAAACUGCAGCAACUCCCCGUCACCCCGGAGAGAUUUGACACUGAGCGCUGUGUGCUGGGCCGGGAGGGGUUCACCUCGGGGAGACAUUACUGGGAGGUGGAGGCGGAGCCAUGGGGAGUCUGGGCUGUGGGGGUGGCCAGGGAGUCUGUGAGCAGGAAGGGAGGGGUUGGCUUUAGCCCUGAGCAGGGGGUCUGGGCUGUGCAGGGCCAAGGGGAUCGGUGCUGGGCUCUGACUGCCCCUGGGCAGCUCAUCGACUUGCCCGUGAAUGGGGCACCCCGCAGGGUCCGGGUGUAUCUGGACUAUGAAGGGGGGCGUGUGGCACUUUACGAUGCUGGUAGCGGGGAAUCGAUCUUCACGUUCCCGCCGGCCCCUUUCGCCGGGGAGAGAAUCCGCCCCUUCUUCCUGUGUGCGGGACACGGGGUUUCCCUUUGCACUCGCCCAGCCUAGCAGCUCUCCCUGUGCUCCUCAGAUGCCUCCUUUCCCCCCGCAAAAUAGGCUUCUCUCUCCCCCUCCCUCCUCAUCUCUCUGACCCUGCUGCGGCUCUCCCUUUAAAUGUAUUAAGAGCCGCCAGACCCUUAAUACAUUUAACAAGUAGGCGCUGCGAGAGGGACAGGGAGUGAACUGGGACAGCUGAUUCCUGGCUCCUCCUAGCCCUGCUGCGCUUCUGUCUUUUAAAUGUAUUAACAGCCUGUAGAUGCUUCUGGAGAUGCACCGAAUUAAAACCGAAAUGUCCAGCCUCCGUCACAUCAGAGUUGUUUUCCUGGGGUACAGCCUGUGUACAAACAUAGUCAUAUUUCUUCUACAUGUAACUCAUCCUUCUUAAUUUUGUAGACAUCUCCUUGAUUUGCAGCAAUCAGUUUCUUGAAUCUGAAUUCUCUCUCAAGCUGGUUCUUGUUCAAGGGGGAUUAAUGCAUGCUGUCGCUGCUGUGUGUUCAUGUUAUUAAAGUUGCCUGCAGUAGAAUUGUGGGUCUCAA
Messenger RNA from Pelodiscus sinensis (Chinese soft-shelled turtle), 3670 nucleotides. Lineage: Eukaryota; Metazoa; Chordata; Testudines; Trionychidae. The record is from RefSeq and is a predicted model, not a curated record.